AUGGAUCAGUUGAAUGUUAAAGAACAACAAGAGUUUCAACAAAUUGUUGAGCAAAAACAAAUGAAGGACUUCAUGAGAUUGUACUCCAACUUGGUCUCUAGAUGUUUUGAAGAUUGCGUGAACGACUUCACUUCUGCAAACUUGACCUCCAAGGAGUCUUCAUGUAUCUCAAAGUGCUCCGAGAAGUUCUUGAAGCACAGUGAAAGAGUUGGUCAAAGAUUCCAGGAACAAAAGUAUGUAUUAUCCUCCUCACUUACACCUACAAGAAAGUUGAACUAA
Messenger RNA from Clavispora lusitaniae ATCC 42720, 279 nucleotides. RefSeq names its product protein transporter (gene TIM9). Lineage: Eukaryota; Fungi; Ascomycota; Pichiomycetes; Serinales; Metschnikowiaceae. The record is from RefSeq and is a predicted model, not a curated record.